Messenger RNA from Entrophospora candida, 122 nucleotides. The record is from the annotation of a GenBank genome assembly. Lineage: Eukaryota; Fungi; Glomeromycota; Glomeromycetes; Entrophosporales; Entrophosporaceae.
AUCAGGAAUUCCAGCAAAUUAUUACCAUUCGGAUGUAGAGAAGAAAAACAAAACUAUUAUACAAAAUGAAUGGCAAUCAGGAAGGCUUCAAAUUGUUGUUGGAACCACAGCCUUUGGAAUGG